Molecule: messenger RNA, 2178 nt
Organism: Austrofundulus limnaeus
Lineage: Eukaryota; Metazoa; Chordata; Actinopteri; Cyprinodontiformes; Rivulidae
Gene: hs6st2
Product: heparan sulfate 6-O-sulfotransferase 2
Exons: 3
Coding region: 261-1634 (457 amino acids)
Cellular component (GO): membrane
Molecular function (GO): heparan sulfate 6-sulfotransferase activity
Source: RefSeq, a predicted model, not a curated record
CCACUUUGCUCGCAGACGCUGAGGUUUAUGGGAAGAAAGAUCAAGAAUCGAGAUGGCUGUUGAGAAUUAGCGUCGUUAAGGGGGAUUAUCCCUUUCUGGAGCUGAUUCCCAUGAUUGAACUACUCGUUUAUUGUGCGUAAAACCGACAGACGUUACCGUGUGGAACUGCACCCUCUGCCGCUCUCCCCGGGCUUCCCCAGCCGAGGCAGGGGUCCGGCGGUCCGCCUGAGUGAUGGUCAUCCACUGUUUGUUCCGUGAAGAUGGAUGAGAAGUCCAACAGCGGCCACCAGCGACUUUCCAUCGUCCUGCUCAUGGUGCUGAUCUUCGGCGUCAUCAUGGUCCAGUACGUGUGCCCCAGCAGGUCCGAGUGCCGCGUGCUCCACCGCUUGGGCUCCUGGUUUACCGUCGGCGGUGCGACUCGUGCCCGGCUGGGUGAAAACAGAAUGCAAGACAAGCCGCAAAAAGACCCGUACAUCGCAGAGGACGGCGCUCUGGCCCGCUUCGUCCCCCGUUAUAACUUCACCGAAGCGGACCUGAACCGCGACGUUGAUUUCAACAUGAAGGGGGACGAUGUUAUAGUGUUCCUGCACAUCCAGAAGACGGGGGGCACGACCUUCGGCCGGCACCUGGUGCGGAACAUCAAGCUCGAGAGGCCCUGUGAGUGUCACGCGGGUCAGAAGAAGUGUACGUGUUUUCGGCCUGGGAAGAAGGAAACCUGGCUCUUUUCACGUUUUUCCACCGGUUGGAGCUGCGGGCUCCAUGCAGACUGGACCGAGCUGACCAGCUGUGUCCCCUCACGCAUGGACUCACAAGAGACUCACAAAAACCUGCCCAGAAGACACUAUUACUACAUAACGAUCUUAAGAGAUCCGGUGUCACGCUACCUCAGCGAGUGGCGUCAUGUGCAGCGAGGUGCAACAUGGAAGGCCUCCUUACACGUGUGCGACGGACGUUCGCCGACGUUAUCGGAGCUUCCAAAUUGCUACCCAGGAGAUGACUGGUCGGGUUGCUCCCUGCAGGAGUUCAUGGACUGUCCCUUUAACCUGGCCAACAACAGACAGACCCGCAUGCUGGCCGACCUGAGUUUGGUGGGUUGCUACAACGUCUCAGCUAUGAGCGACGAGGACCGCUGGGCGGUGCUUCUGGAUAGCGCAAAACGCAACCUAAGAGGGAUGGCCUUCUUUGGUCUGACUGAGUACCAGCGUAAGACCCAGUACCUCUUUGAGCGAACCUUCAACCUGGAGUUCAUCGCCCCGUUCACGCAACUGAACGGCACCCGUGCUUCCAGCGUCGAGGUUCCUCCUGAGACGCAGCGCAGGAUCCGCCAGCUGAACCAAUGGGACGUGGAGCUGUAUGAGUACGCCCGCGACCUUUUCCUGCAGCGAUUCCAGGUGGCGAGGCAGCAGGAGCGCAGGCAGACCAGAGAGAGGCGACAAAUGGAGAGGAGGCGGCUUCGUGGAAGGUUGGCAACAAAGCAGGGGAGGCGGCUGAAGCCCACUGAAAUGACACGUGUGACCGAUGAGGAGAAAGCAACGGAGAGCACUGUGGAGUCAGAGGUGCUACUCCAAGACUGGUGGGAUCUGGAUGAGAAUAGCACCACAGAGGACUACUCGGACAAUGUGGAACAGUGGUAGCAGUUGGCGGUCUGAUUACAGAGCGUGCCAAGUUUUGCCUUGUUUGUUUUCACUAAUUCAGGAUUUUUUUUGAGUAAAUGCCUUUCUUCCCCAUUGUUUAUCCACUAUUUUAGACAACACUUUAAUUUAUUGAAACUCUAUGUCUUUGUUAAAGCUGAUGUUUCUUUGAUGCUUUUAUUUUUUUAAGGAAAAGUUUUAUAAAAUUCAGUGGCAACACUAGCCAUCUACAAUAUUGUUUUGGACUUUUAACAUUUGAAUUCUUAUAAGGCUUAAAUCAAGAUGUUUUUUUUGUCACAACUAAUGGUGCGGGUACUAUAUGUUUAUUAAUUUAAAUGACACUACUUUCUGUAAUAACUAUGAGUUUGUCAAAUUGUCCAGUCAGAAAUGAAUACAUUUUGAAAUGUACUUGUGUUUUUAAGUGUCUUUUCAAUAGCAGAUAAGGAAAAUGGGAGUUUUCUUAGAUACCUCAAUUUGUAGCAUUAACCACUAAUGAUGUAAAAUAACAGAAUUUGUUUCUUUUUUAUAUAAAAUGCUUUUACACUCA